This is a messenger RNA of Medioppia subpectinata, 4575 nucleotides long. NCBI's taxonomy places the organism in Eukaryota, Metazoa, Arthropoda, Arachnida, Sarcoptiformes, Oppiidae. The record is from the annotation of a GenBank genome assembly.
AUGCGUUCACUCCUUCUGCGCCAACAAUGGUCUGACGCGCGCGACAACAGAUCCAAAAUGGCUGCUCUUUGGGCUCUCGUCGCGCUCUUCGUGUCCAACACUAACGCGUGCUAUAAAUUCCCCGCAGAUAUCGUCGACCCGUGUCUCGAGAAGGUGUGCGCGAAGGGAGCCGUUUGCAAGCCCUCCAUCGACGGCCGGUCUGCCGACUGCGUGUGUCCGGCCUCGUGCGCCACUUACGGCGAUUCGCGCGGUUCGCGACCGGUUUGCGGGUCCGACGGAAGGGAUUACCCGAAUGUCUGCGAAUUGAGACGUCUCUCGUGUCGACACAUGAAAGACGUGUUCGUCAAGUUCUCGGGCGCCUGCGAUCCGUGCGAAGGCGUGGAGUGUCCGUCGGCGCAGUUGUGCCAAUUGGACGAUCGCCGCAAUCCCAUCUGUCGCUGCAAUAACUGCAAUCCCGAUUUGAAACCCGUUUGCGGUUCUGACGGCAGAACCUAUACUAACGAGUGCUCGCUUCGUGUCGAGGCGUGCAAACAGAGAACCACUCUUCGUAUCAUUCAUUCCGGAGUUUGCGUCGAGUCCAAUCCUUGCGCUUCUCUCCAGUGCUCGUCGUUCCAGACGUGCGAAAUCGAUCGCUACGGCAUCGCCACGUGUCAGUGUCCGCCACAAUGUCCGCCUAUACUGAGACCCGUUUGUGGCACUGACGGCAAUGUCUACGAUUCUGAGUGCGAUCUCCGGAGACACACAUGUCUUCUGCAUAAAGACGUUCGUCUCAAACACUUUGGACUCUGCGGUAAUUCCGACUCUUGUUUCGCCGCGUGUUUCACUUCCGGUUUCGUUUCAGGCGACGACAGCCCCUGCAGUCGAACUGUGUGUCAAUUCGGAGCCGUUUGUGUUGUGAAGGCUUCGGGAGAACACGUGUGCGAAUGUCCGCAAUGUUCCGAAGAGUUCUCUCCCGUCUGUUCCCGAGACGGAAUUUCUUUCGCAAACGAAUGCAAAAUGCGUCGAGAAUUCUGUCAAAACAGUAAACCCUUUGACAACGACUUCACUGCCGGUCUUUGCAACGGGUGCGAACAGAAGAACUGUCAGUUCCAUUCGGUGUGCGAGUCGGACGGCGAGGGCGCCUCCUGUCGGUGUCCGAAGUCGUGUCCCAAAACCGUUUCCCCGGUUUGCGGUUCCGACGGAAACACUUACGACAACGAGUGCGCGCUUCGCCUCCAGUCGUGUCAGCGCUCAGAGUCGGUGUCGGUGUUGGCCAGAGGUGUGUGCGAUGUGUGUCACGGCGUGAACUGCAAAUACGGCGCGCGCUGUGAGAACGGCCGCUGCGUUUGUCCGACAGAGUGUCCCGAAAACAAGGAACCGGUUUGCGGUGACGACGGCAACACUUACGCCAACGAAUGUCUUCUGACGAGCGCCGCCUGUCGACACGAUCGGCACAUCGCAGUCAAGUUCUUCGGCGACUGCGCGGACAUCACUUCCGGCAUCACUCCUCCUCUGGACGGAGAAUAUUCUCGCGCUUGCGAUCACAUGACCUGUCGUUAUGGCGGCGUUUGUGAGUUCGACCAAAACGGUGUCCCGCGAUGUCUGUGCGCAUACAACUGUCCGGAAGUGAAUGGUCUGAAUGGUCACGACUCGGAGCCCGUUUGCGGCUCCGACGGCCGUCUCUAUGACAACGAGUGCAAACUGCAAGAGGAGGCGUGCGCUCGACAGCAAGAGAUCAAACCGCAGGACAUGAAGGCGUGCGAAGAGACGAGGAUUCUCGCGUGCGAUGGAGAGCCGCCUCUCGUCAACCCUUCCACCCGGAAAGAGUACUUUUGCGGCGAUUCUCCGGACGCCAAGUCUUGUCCGCCGAACAGCUUUUGUCACAGAGGAACCAAUUUUGCCAAAUGUUGUCGAGAAGUGGCCACAACUCGCAGUUGCGAAGACACCACUUUCGGCUGUUGUCCGGACGGCAAGACCGCGGCUCAAGGCGUUCACAACGGCGGCUGUCCCUGUUGUCCGGACGGCAAGACCGCGGCUCAAGGCGUUCACAACGGCGGCUGUCCGUCGGUUUGCGAAUGCAAUCGUCUCGGCUCUUAUAGUCUGACGUGUGAUCCCACGAGCAAACAAUGUCACUGCAAACCGGGUGUCGGAGGUCUGCGUUGCGAUCGCUGCGAAGCCGGGUAUUGGGGUCUUCACAAGAUCUCCGAAGGAAACACCGGAUGUAUUCCGUGCGCGUGCAACGACCAUGGUGCUAUUCGGGACGAUUGCGAACAGAUGACCGGACGGUGCGUUUGUCGCGUGGGAGGAGUUCAGGGCAUGAAGUGUGACGUGUGUCCCGAGGGCUCUGUUUUGGGACCCGACGGCUGUCAAGACCUGUCGUUGUUGAAGACUAUUGUCGGUUCGUGUGAACAAAUUGAAUGUCGCUUUGGAUCAGUUUGUCGCUCCAAAGGAUCCAAAGUUCAGUGCGUUUGUGACGUCACGUGUGAUUUCGAGAGGAAAGCGAAACCCAUUUGCGGUUCAGACGGAAAGACGUCUCAAACAUACGGUUCUGAAUGUCUUCUCAAACUAUUCGCGUGUCGUUUCCAGAAACAUAUUCACAUCGUGUCUGAAGGCCAGUGCGUCGACGAUGACGUCACCGUUGGAAGUGUUCGCCGCUCCACAGCCUUCAAGACCACCGAAGAGAAGUGGACGCGCGAAGUGAGUCACGACGACGCGAGCACCGGACCCACCGAACCCUCCACUCCCGACACACUGCCGGUCGUCACGCCUUCCUUUGACGGCAAGUCAUUCAUCGAAAUGCCGAGACUUCAGGCCUACACUCGGCUCACUUUGGAACUCGAGUUCACGACUUAUGCCAAGAACGCGAUUCUUCUCUACAACGGACAGACGGACACCGGAGAGGGAGAUUUCGUCUCUCUUUCUGUCCGCCAAUCGUAUGUCGAGUUCCGCUAUAAUCUCGGCUCCGGAACUGUUGUUCUUCGGUCGCAAGAGGCCAUCGGUUUGGGUCGACGCGUCAGAGUUGUGGCCAAACGCUAUCUCUGGGACGGAAUGCUUUCCAUCGAAGGUCAAGAAGACGUUUCGGGCAAAAGCGAAGGCGACCUCAAGUCUCUUGAUUUGACGCAAAAUCUGUUCAUUGGUUUCGUUGUCUCCAAAGAGACGCGUCUUUACGACAACAUCGGAGUCUCUGUCGGUCUUCAGGGAUGUGUUCACGGCUUUAAAAUCGGCCGCAAAGACGUCGACCUCUCGUCGCGUGACUCGCGAGACAUCAUCCGAAUGAUCAAUAUUCGCGAAUGCGAUUCUUCGUGCGAAGGCGUGGAGUGCGUGAACGGCGGCACUUGUCUUCCCGACGCUCACUCUCUGUAUCGCUGUGUUUGCGGAACGCAUUUCACGGGUCGUCACUGCGAGACACAGAUGAACGCCUGUUCUUCCAACCCGUGUUCGUUCGGCGCCUGCGUUGACCUCAAAGACGGCUUUGUCUGCAAAUGUCCCGAAGGAAGAGCCGGACGUCUUUGCGACGACUUUCAAAGCGAAAUGUUUUCGGUUCUGAUUCCCGACUUCUGGGGAAACUCUUUCCUCCAACUGCCGACUCUUCAGGGCGUCGGACAGGCCUUCAAUAUUGAGGUGUGGUUUCUGUCGCGCGCCGCCAACGGUCUGCUCCUAUAUUGCGGUCAAGAGUCCGGGGAUUUCCUUUCGCUCACAAUAGAAGAAGGAUUUGUCGUCUUUCGGUUCGAUCUCGGAAACGGACGAACCAAUCAGAGCGGAAUCGUGUCUUUGAAAACUUUGAAACCCAUUUCUCUCGCGAAAUGGCAUUCGUUGAAAAUGACGCGCCGACGCAAAUCCGGAACUCUUCAGAUCGACGACACUGACGUCAUUGAAGGCCAAUCAACGGGCUCACUUUCUGAACUCAAUCUGGAGGCGCCUCUCUUCGUGGGAGGCGUCGACAGCACACAAGCGGUGAACAAAAACGCCGGAAUCACGAGCGGAUUGAACGGCGCGAUUCAACGGCUCAUUAUUAAUGGACACGUUUGGCAGGAUUUGUUUCGUCGCGCUCUUCUUCAGCACAACGUCGACGAGUAUUCCGGUCCUCCCUGUGCUCCACAGUCUCCCUGUCUUAACAAUGGCCUUUGUCUCGCACGACGUCUGUCUUUCAUCAACGAGAAUCCGUGUGAACUGCGUCUGCGCACAACCGCCUCUCACGGCAUUGUCUUCUUCUCGAGCACCGGCCGACCAAAUGGCGAUUAUCUGUCGCUCGCGCUCUCAAACGGUUCUCUGGAGUUGAGUUUCAAUUUGGGAAAAGAGAAGUCUCUUUCGGCGAGAAGUGAAUUCGCGGUAAACGACGGCUUCUUCCACUCGGUUCUCAUUCACCGCAACCAACGGCUGGCGUCUCUCCGAGUGGACGACUUGCCGCCGCUGAGCGUCACUUCAGACGCCGCAGAAUUGCAGACCGACGGCGAGCUCUGGAUCGGCGGAUCUCCCGCUCUGCCGACCGGUCUUCCGCCGCACUAUUAUCACGGUUUCAAGGGUUGUAUUGAAAGCGUGAAAGUGGGAGACGAGACGCUCCGGCUGUGGAACGACGCGUCGCUCGAGUUUUGCUGA